AUCGAAGUGCGUAGAAAUUAGCUCUCAAAUGAAUCCGAUGUCCUUCUUCAUACCUGUGUCGAUGGGCGGGCUGUCGAAUUCGUCUCGUAUUGCCACUUCCACGGGGCAAAGCGUCCCUGCCUCGGCAUGACUUCACUACUAUGUUUUCGCGAGCCCGAGCAGGUGAUACGGACGGCUUGAUCUUUCUUCUACCAAUCUACCGUUAACUCUUUCAUCUUCAGACCCUGUAGAGUCAUCAUUGAACAUCGUCUCCCUGCAAUGGCUGAAAACUCACGCCCAUACGAGCUUGUCCUGCUUGGAGCGACUGGCUACACAGGAAAGCUAACCGCAGAAUGGAUCACUACGAAUCUACCCCAAGACCUAAAGUGGGCCAUUGCAGGACGCAACGCAAAGAAACUGCAAAGCGUCGCCGAUGAAUUGAAAGAGCUGAACCCCAACCGUCCGCAGCCAGAUAUCGAGACAUGCGAACUUCAGAAAGACCAAUUGAGCCGUCUGACCACGAAAACCCGCCUCCUCAUUAACACCAUAGGCCCAUUCAUGCACUUCGGCGAACCCGUGGUCGCCGCCUGCGCUGAAAACGGCACCCACUAUCUCGACUGCACGGGCGAAGUUCCCUGGUACUACGACAUGAUCGCUAAAUACCACACCCUCGCUCGAAAAAAUGGUGCAAUCAUCAUCCCCCAGUGCGGCGUCGACUCCGUCCCCGCCGACAUCAUGGCCUUCUCGCUCACCACUCACAUCCGCAAGACUCUCCACGCCGGCACCCUCAACGUUAUCAUGUCCCUGUACGACCUCAAAUCCGGCCUCAGCGGCGGCACUAGCUUGACGACGCUCGACCUCUUCGAAAAGUACCCGCUUAGGGAAAUGGCAAAGCGCUUGCAUCCCUAUUCAAUAUCCCCUGUCAAACCCAAUUCUCCGUCGAAAGCGCCGAGAGGAAGCUUGUUCUACCGCCUCCUAGGCCUGCAGAGUAUUCCGGAGCUCGGCGGCAUCCAAACCACGCACGUAAUGGCGAGCGUAGACACCUGCAUCGUGCAUCGCAGCUGGGGCCUGUACGAGUCCACAGCCACCUCCCGCCCCUCGCUCUCCUACGGCCCGUACUUCCGCUUCACAGAGUACAUGCGCGCCAAAUCCCUGCUCUUCGGCGUCCUCUUCAAACUUGGCGUUGGACUCUUCGGCCUGCUCCUCGCCCUACCGCCCACACGCUUGCUCCUCUCGCCUCUCGUCCGACGCUUCGUUAUUUCGAAGGCAGGCGAAGGACCCGCGAAGGAAAGCAUGAAGAAAGACUUCAUGAGCUACCGCGCCGUGGGGAUCGCGGAUACGGAGCGGAAGGAGAAGGUCAUGGGGAGGCUGGAUGUCGCGCAUGGAGGGUAUGCGACGACGGCGCUGACGCUGAGCGCGGCUGCGGAUGUGAUUUUGAGGGGCGAUGUUGGGAAGACCGAGGCUGGAAGACUGGGCGGAGGGAUUCUUACGCCGGCGACGUUGGGAGAGGAGUACGUGGGGAAGUUGAAUGAGUUUGGCAUGAAGAUCCAGGUCGGUCAAUGAAAACGCCCUGAAGGCUGUCAGCCUACCUGUUGCGCAGGCCACGGCGGCCAAGAAGGGAGUGCCUAUGGAUACACAGCUAGAGAGCCCGGCAGCAUUCCAUUCAAGCGCGAGCGCCCGUGUUAAACGGCGUGGCGGACUUUAUGCGAUGCGGAACACCUUAUCAUCAUAUGUAUUUCAAAACAAAAUGUACCACAGUAUGCAC
Trematosphaeria pertusa is the source of this 1744-nucleotide messenger RNA. RefSeq names its product saccharopine dehydrogenase. The record is from RefSeq and is a predicted model, not a curated record. The transcript has 2 exons. Gene Ontology annotation, cellular component: plasma membrane; mitochondrion; lipid droplet. Gene Ontology annotation, biological process: glycolipid biosynthetic process. NCBI's taxonomy places the organism in Eukaryota, Fungi, Ascomycota, Dothideomycetes, Pleosporales, Trematosphaeriaceae. Bases 259 to 1542 code for a protein of 427 amino acids.